AUGCAGUCGUCCCUCUCUGCCUUGAAUGAAUCCCUGUUCACCACCCCCACAUCUCGCUUUGGUGCCCAAAUACCCCAACGCGUGCCGAACGCUGUGAUAAGUCAUUCGCACUGGUAUGGGUGCCAUUUUCAAGGACUGAGCCCAGCCAUUCCAAACAAAGCAUCACAAGAAUGGGGAAAUGGCACAAAGAUUAGAUCGCCGUGCGAAAAUAAGAGCCCUCAACCCGGCGAGGGCCUGCCAGUGCGACCACCACCCUCAUCAACUACUACGUCGAUUAAUUCGCAAGCAAGUGAGAGCCAUGAGGCAACGGCACACAAGGCUCGAGGCUAUGAGGCUCCGAAUCUCUGGAAAGAGGCCUUCGACACGCUAGAUGAAAAAGAACAACGUCUUUUGAAACCAAGUAAUGCGGGCUCUAGCGAUGAGUCAGAAAAUGUCUUUAGCUGGAACAUUGAAAAGGCCCUCGAUGCAGUGAUAGAUACGACCCGAAGACAUCUCGAGAUUCGCGAGCUGAAAAGGAAGGAGAGCAGAGUGGGUGAUUAUCCGCAAAGGAUUCUUAGCGCCGUGCUCGUCCUCAAAGACAGCAUUUCGGCAGUGUUAGCGUGUGAUCCCACAGGCCACGCUUCGGCUGCUUGGUCUGUGGUGUCUAUGGGGUUGAAUAUCACACAAAAUUAUUGCCAACAACAAGAGACCUGGCUUGAAUCUUCUGAAUAUCUUUCAAGCACUAUUUCUCGAAUCACUCUGGUUGAAACCACUUACCGAGAUAAAAACCGUGCAACGAAAAAAUUUGUGGAAGACGCCCUGGUUGGAAUUUAUGUGGAGGUUUUACGUUACGCAGCAGCGGCGAGAGCAAUUCAUCAAUCCAACAAGGGGAAAAAAAUUCUCAAACUCAUCAUUACCCCAAUGAAUGAACUUCCUUUGACAAGCAUUAAAGCGGCAGUCGAAACCCAAGAAUCCUGUUUGAAGGACUGGCUUAGCAUUCAGCGCUAUUUGGAAAUGACUGAAAAGGCAGAAGAACAGUUUAAGCAAGGGGCAAAGAUUCUCAAAAUCGUUGAGGAUAUUGAUGAAGAUAGGAAACUUUCAAAGCUCCCAAUCGUGAAAACCGCUGUUUUUGACUCGUAUGACCCCUCACCGCACGAAGAAUGUCUUCCAGGUACGCGCGUUGAGAUUCUCCAAAGCAUAAUGGACUGGGUUGAUGGCUCUUCUGGGGACCCUUUUUUCUGGCUGAACGGUAUGGCAGGAACCGGGAAGUCAACCAUAUCGCGCAGUCUCGCUAGAUCGAUGGAAGAAAGAGGAAUUUUAGGAGCAAGCUUCUUCUUCAAAAGAGGCGAGAGUGAUCGUGCAAACCUCUCCAAAUUUAUAUCGACCAUUGCCAGACAGCUCGCAGAUGUUUUGCCCGGCCUGCGACAAAGCUUCAUAGAUGCAGCGAGCUUUGCUUCGUCCGAUAUUCCAGCACAAUUUCAAGAGAUUCUUGUAAAUCCUUUAUCGAGGUUUACCACAGAUACCGGACAAAGGCUCCUGUUGGUCAUAGUGAUUGAUGCGUUGGAUGAGUGCGAUGAUGGAAACGUUAAGCGACUGAUCCAACUCCUCCCAAAGAUUCAGGGUCCCCAAUUUUCGAUUGAUCUCCGAAUCUUCUUGACUAGUAGACCAGAGGAUCCUGUCGCCCGUCCCCUCGCACGCCUUGUGACUGGGGAGCAGACAGCCCUUUUACACAAAAUAGACGAGUCAACGGUGAAGCGGGAUAUUCUAUCAUUCUUUGAGAAGCGGCUAGUCGAGAUAAGAGACGAGAGAAAAGACGACGGACUCGAAGUCGAUUGGCCAGGACAAGAAAAUAUCAAUGCGCUUGUCAAAAUGUCCGUACCGCUGUUCAUCUCUGCUGCGACCAUUUGCCGUGAAUUGGGGGAUACUCGCUUUGGUGCUAAAGCCACACUGAGUGAAAUUCUUGCCAGCAGACUUGAGAGCGCAAAUAUGGCGGCUAUCUAUCUUCCGGUUCUAAACAAGUUGACCAGGGGCCUUGAUAAGCAGCGAACGAACCGAGGUUUUACAAGAGAGCUUCUCAACAAACGUCUGGAAGAUGUCAUCAUUAGAAUCAAAUCGGUCUCAUCUGUUCUCCAAGUAUCCGAGAAGCAAGACGAGCCGGUCAGAGUCUUCCAUAAAUCCUUCCGCGAUUUCAUGCUCGAUCCCGAGACGAAAAAGAAUGGGUUUGGCGUUGAUGAAGUUGCAAUGCAUGAAAAGAUGACAUUGAGUUGUAUACGAGUGAUGAAAAGAGACAAGGGCGGCCUCAAAAAGAAUAUCUGUCAUCUUGACGGGUAUGGGGCCUUGCGCGAGGACAUUAAGGACGACAGGAUCGCCGAUCAUCUAUCUCGGGAGCUUCAGUAUGCCUGUCGACAUUGGGUCGACCAUCUGCAGAAAGCUAGGCUUCCUAUAUCUGAUAAUGAUGCGAUUCAUUCAUUCCUGCAAUCCAGCUUGCUUCCCUGGUUUGAAGCAAUGUGCAUUCUGGGAUACCUUGAUGAGGUUCUUCAAAGUCUUGAUAAACUACAGUCCUUUGUUUCGAUGGCGGAAGAGGCGCCCCUUCAGCUUUAUGCAUCUGGACUGGUAUUUUCUCCCAGCGAAUGUACAGUCAGAAACGCAUUUCAGGUACUCAAGCCCCAAUGCAUUACUCAGAUGCCGCUCCUGCCAGAGACAAACUGGGGGCCAUUGUUGCAGACCAUUGAACAAGGUUCAAAUCACACUUUCAAUGGCUUGGUUGAGUUUUCACCGGAUGGUUUAUCAAUUGCUGCAGCAUCCCAAAGUGCUGUGGUCCUUUGGAAUACUGCAACAGGCUCACUUCAGCAAAUUCUUGAACCAAAUGGUGACUUGUAUGUAACCUCAUUCACGUUUUCUUCAAAAGGAAAAAUGAUGGCCAUAGCCCAGGUCGACCGCUCUCGGACGUCUCUGCGGGAGGAGAUUAGUUUGUGGGAUCUGACCACAGGGAUAGGCCUGCGUCAGCACACUUUCCUGCAGGACCAUGUGAGAGACAUCUACAAACUGGCGUUCUCGCCCAACGGUGAAAUGCUGGCUUCGUCAUCUGGCGAGACGACUACAUUGUGGAAUCUUAAUCCACCUAUUCUCUUACAAACCCUCGAGGAAGAUAGAGAGGCUGUUCUGACAGCGGCGUUCUCUCCCGAUAGAGACACAUUGUCAUCGGCCUCCGGUGAUGGCACUGUGUACAUGUGGAAUACGCUUUCUCGCCCAGUCACACGAAAAGAUGUCUUCAAAGCCCCCGAGGGAUUUGGGGAACUGAUAGCAAUCUCACACAAUACUUGUUUUCUGCUGACAAAGUCGACUGAAAGGAGAGUCUUGAAACUUUGGGAUCUUCAUUUGGGCAAAUUAAAGCAUACCUUAACUGGAAUCAAUGGUUCUGUCGAGUCGAUCGCAUUUUCACCAGACGGGAGACUCUGUUUGGCCGGCUGCCGUAACGGCGAAAUCAAUAUGUGGGAUACAUUUUCAGGAAUGAAGAAGUUCACCCUCAAACAGGCGGAUUCGGCCGACUUUAUUUCUCUGUCGCCUGACAGUAGACUAUUGGCUUCAAUCAAUAGACAGCAGAGUAUGAGGCUAUGGGAGAUGUCUCAAUGCGGGUCGCAGCAGGACCACCAAGAGGGGCACAGUGACUUGAAUUACAUGCUGUUCUCACCUGACCAAACCCUUCUGGCUUCGGAAGCCGGGUCCACGAUCACUCUUUGGGAUUCUCUCACCGGCAAACGUCUGUACUCCUUGUUAGGUGGCCGGGAUCAGGGACAUCCGGUCUUUUCGACUGAUAGCCAGACCAUCACAGCCUGGCAUAUGGAGGAAGUGCGCACAUGGUCGACUAGCACCGGUGAGCUGAUCAGAGCAAUUGACUUUGACUUUGAUUUGGAAGGGUGCUCAUUGGCGCUCUCGGCCGAUGGGACACAAAUGGCUUCCGGUUUUGCAGAUGGUACCAUCAUAGUGUCGGACAUUGCUUCCGGCAAGUCACUGGAGACUAUCCAAAUGAACCACGAAGCUAAGAUCCUUGCCUUCUCGCGUGACAAAAAGCAAUUAGCAGCUGGCAACGGCAAGACCAUCAGUAUAUGGGAUAACAUCUCAAGGAAAUUGCUGUUCACGUUACAAUUCGGGUCCGAUGAUAACAAUAGUCAACAUGUCGUCUCAAUCGCAUUUUCACCUGAUAGUAGGCUGAUAGCUGCUUGCUCCUCAAAUUAUAGGUUUUCGUUCAUUUAUUACGAAGAAGUCGGUAUCAUGGAGCCACAACUGUCGUUUUCAGAUGAUCAAAUUAUUCAAAUGAACAGUCAGUCAUACACGAUUGGCUACGAUGAAGAAAAUGGAGUUUUAGAUGUUUCACCUAAUGACUGCGACAUCCAAGUGGGGUCGAAAUGGAUUGAGUACAAGGGCGAGGAAAUUCUGCGAGCUACUACAGAUUAUGAUGUGCUCUGUCAUCUUGUGAGAGGAAACCUUGUUGCCCUGGCUAUGAACUCUGGGCAGGUUUUUUUCAUUGGGUUUCAAGAUAUUGCUCGAAACGCUCCAGGUUUGAUGUGA
This is a messenger RNA of Penicillium coprophilum, 4548 nucleotides long. RefSeq lists its product as uncharacterized. The coding region runs from base 1 to 4548 and encodes 1515 amino acids. NCBI's taxonomy places the organism in Eukaryota, Fungi, Ascomycota, Eurotiomycetes, Eurotiales, Aspergillaceae. Gene Ontology annotation, molecular function: protein binding. The transcript has 6 exons. The record is from RefSeq and is a predicted model, not a curated record.